This is a messenger RNA of Schistocerca americana (American grasshopper), 2764 nucleotides long. Its product is annotated as zinc finger protein 729-like. Gene Ontology annotation, biological process: regulation of transcription by RNA polymerase II. The transcript has a single exon. Gene Ontology annotation, cellular component: nucleus. The record is from RefSeq and is a predicted model, not a curated record. Gene Ontology annotation, molecular function: RNA polymerase II cis-regulatory region sequence-specific DNA binding; DNA-binding transcription activator activity, RNA polymerase II-specific. NCBI's taxonomy places the organism in Eukaryota, Metazoa, Arthropoda, Insecta, Orthoptera, Acrididae. The coding region runs from base 92 to 1690 and encodes 532 amino acids.
CAGGUGUGACAUUUCAUAUCAAGAAACAUUACAUCAAGGAGUAGUCUAUGACAAGCUGGAGAUAGAUGCAGAGAAGUCAACAGAUUUCUGUAUGUCUUAUAACUAUACCAAAAUACGGACUUCACAAGAAGACAGCUUAUGUGGCACGAGAUUAAGUUGCAGCAUCAGGGAAAAGGAAUUCCAUAAGUUCAACUGUAGUUUCUGCCUACAGAGCUUCCCUUCAAAAUACAGACUCAUAAUGCAUAUCUUCAUCCACAUUGAUGGUGUGCAGGCACCUGCAUAUGUGUGUAAGUCAUGUGGUGAGGUAUUUCCCACUGAUGGCUGCCUGAAAGAGCAUUUGAGAAUGAGUGAGGGUGACCAAGCAUUAUCUGCUGCCAACAGUGAGAAACCUGAAUGCGGUGAUGACCAUAAAAACAAUAUCUCCUUGGAGUGUGUACGAGCAGGAAUCGUGGAACAAGCUGAAAAGAAAUCUUCAUCCAAGGAAACCAAGAAAACGAAGAAAACUUUAAAGAAAUCCUUUAAUGACAUACAUAACACAGGUAAUGUUACAAAAGUUGCAGAGAAACUCGAAAGAUUUCAUGACUAUGGAACUUUAUGUACAAGUGAUAAUGCUAAUGUCCACACUGUGCUAAAUGCAAAGAGAAAUCACAAAUGUGAUGUUUGUGGUAAAUUGUUUACUCUGUUACGUAAUCUUAAGAGACAUAGCUUAAUACACUCAGCAAAGAGACCCCACAAAUGUGAUACUUGUGGCAAAUCUUUUAAUGUAUUGCGUAAUCUCAAGAACCAUGUCUUAAUCCACACUGGUAAGAGACCCUACAAAUGUAUUCUUUGUGGAAAAACAUUUAUUUUUGCUGACCGUCUCAAGGCACACGAAUUAAUACACACAGAUAAGAGACCCCACGAAUGCGAUGUUUGUGAAAAAUCGUUUACUCGGUCGGCCCAUCUCAAGAGGCAUGUAUUAAUACACACUGGUAAGAGACCCUACAAAUGCACUGUUUGUGGAAAAUCGUUUACUCAGUCUGGCAGUCUCAAGUUACACGAACUAAUACACAAAGGAAAGAGACCCCACGAAUGCGAUGUUUGUGGAAAAUCGUUUACUCAGUCGGGCCAUCUCAAGAAUCAUUUGUUAAUACACACAGGGAAGAAACCCCACGAAUGCGGUGUUUGUGGAAAAUCGUUCAUUAAUUCGAGCAAUCUCAAGGCACAUGAACUAAUACACACUGGUAAGAGACCCCACAAAUGCGGUGUUUGUGGAAAAUCGUUUACUCUGUCGAGGAAUCUUAAGGCACAUAAAUUAAUACACACAGGGACGAGAUCUCAUCAAUGCGGUGUUUGUGGAAAAUCAUUUUAUCAAUCGGGCAAUCUCAAGGCGCACGAACUAAUACACACUGGUAAGAGACCCCACGAAUGCAGUGUUUGUGGAAAAUCGUUUACUCUGUCGAGCAAUCUCAAGGUACACGAAUUUAUACACACAGGAAAGAGACCACACGAAUGUGAUGUUUGUGGAAAAUCGUUUACUAAGUCGAGCCAUAUGAAGAGGCAUAUUUUAAUACACAGUGGUACGAGACCCUACAUAUGUACUGUUUGUGGAAAAUCUUUUACUCAGUCCGGCAAUCUGAAGGUACAUGAAUUAAUACACACUGGAAAGAGACCUUACAAAUGUAGUGUUAAAGGUAAAUCGUUUCCUUAAUGGAGCAGUCUCAAGGGACAAUAAUACACGUUCAACAGCGACCACACGGAUACAAUGUUUGUGGCAAAUCGUUUUCAGAACUGGGUCAUCUGAAGGCAUAAAUUAAUACACGCAGGAAUGAUCCCCUAAAAAUGUGAUACUUGCUGCAAAUAUUUGUCUCACUCUGUUAUCUCAAUAAAUAAUAGUACACACUGGUGAAUCAUCGUACAAUUGUGGUAUUUGUGGAAAAUUGUUAAUCACUAGAGUAACCUCGAGAUACAGUUAUCACUACACAUUGACAAAAGGCUACACAGAUGUUAUUUGUAGAAAAUGUUUUACUCCGGUUUAUCAUCUUAAGAAGCAUGCAAUAAUACAUGGAGACCACUGAAAGUACUGUUGUGAUCAGUACAUGUACACAUGUUGAAAGAAGACUAUGAGUGUUAUGAAUAUUGUUCAUAUGUGCUACAGAGGGAUCACAAAAAAUGACAAAUCCAUUUUUCGCAGCUUCACAUUGGAAGAAGUUGCACGCAGAAUACAACUUAUGAAGUACAGAAUUGCAAUUUUUUGUUGUAAAUGCUCCAUGCUCUAAUGAUAUGGCUACCAAAAAUUUAUGAAUUGAGAGAUCUUUUACUCAUGAGUAGAAGUUCCAUGCAGUAAGCAGGUCCCCAUAUUCUUCAAGAGAAUGCACCAGCAUAUUGCUAAAUAUUUCAAAGAAACUGCCAUUUCAAUGUUCAUGAAGCUGUAUGCACUACCCAGGCGACAACAGAAAUAUUUUUAUUACAUAUCCAUCACUCAGGCUAUUCAUCUCAACAAUGGAGAAAGAUCCAAAAAUCUCAUGAUUAUGUAAACAUGUUACUGAGGUAUGCCUCCUUAAUGGUAAUGAUAUUUGUGUGAUCAAUAAUCUGCACACAUGCAAACUUUCUGUGCUAGUUCUCCAUUAGGAAAUAACUGAUGGUGGCAAGUAUACAAAGAUAAGGCAAAAACGAUAAUUAUCUGCCUAGUAGCGUUUUGAUUCACCUUAAGAAUGCAUCAGUGCUUCUGUGUGGUAUGGACUGAUUCUUUGUUAGUUAUCCAGCAGUAAAUUGGACUUCAUGU